UCUGUCAAAAAUUUUAUCGAACCUCCUGUGCCGCGUUGUAAAGUUUAAGUAAUUUCUGAAUGAAAAUAAGUGCUAGUAUUGAAUUUAUAACCUCAUAUUAAAGUACAAUGACGCGAAGAGCCGAUCCGGAUAAAUUUACCGUGACAAAACAGGCGUUACUACCCGGUAUAUUGUUCUCCUUGCUUGUGAGAUGGUGCGUGGCUGCUUAUCCUUAUUCUGGAUAUAAGAAACCUCCAAUGCAUGGCGAUUUUGAAGCACAAAGACAUUGGCAAGAAAUAACAGUGCAUACUCCCGUUCUCAAAUGGUAUCAUAAUACGACGCAGAAUGAUCUGCAGUACUGGGGGUUGGACUAUCCACCACUGACGGCAUAUCACAGUUUGCUCAUGGGGCUGGUGGCGGACUGGCUGGAACCAGAAUCAGUGCGUCUCUUUGCGUCGAGGGGUUACGAAAGCGAUACCCAUAAAACCUUCAUGAGAUGGACUGUUUUUCUUAGUGACAUUUAUUUGUAUGUGACUGCAGUGCUGUGCAUAUGUAUUGAUGCUGAAAGAGUGCUUGGUAAAGAACCUAAAGAGCCAAAGUGUGUCCUGAAAAGAACGGACAUAUCAACCACAUUAUUUCUACUGUACCCUGGCAUAAUAUUGAUUGACUACGGUCACUUCCAGUACAAUUGUGUUUCUCUUGGCUUCUUUUUGUGGGCAACAUUCUUUAUAAUAGCAAUUAAGAAUGAUACUUUAGCUACAAUAUUUUUUGUUUUUGCUCUGAAUUACAAGCAGAUGGAAUUAUACCAUGCUCUGCCAUUUUUCUUCUAUUUGUUAAGGAAAUGUUUUAUAGGUAUGCCACUGGGUAGGGGCAAGCUGUCUCACUUCGUCCGCUGCUUCAAUAAGCUUGCUGUGGCAGUGAUCGCUACCUUUGUAAUAGUUUGGUAUCCAUUCCUAAAGGGUUGGGAUCAUAUUUUUCAGCUUAUACACAGGCUGUUCCCAUUGGAUAGAGGUAUUUUCGAAGAUAAAGUGUCCAAUGUAUGGUGUAUGGUGAAUGUCUUUAUCAAGUUGAAGACUAUUUAUAGUAACCAAGAGAUGGCAAAGACCUGCCUACUGAUCACGGCUAUGGCUGCGGGUCCAGCUUGUGCUGACUUAUUCUUCAGGAUAAACAUAAGGAAGUUUGUUCCCUGUUUGAUCAAUGUGUCCCUUGCAUUCUUCUUAUUCUCAUUCCAAGUUCACGAAAAAUCUAUUUUGUUAGCUGCUAUACCAGUAGCGUUAUAUUUCCCCGAGGACCCGUUCAUGUGUUUCUGGUUCCUACUAGUCUCUACAUUUAGUAUGCUUCCCUUAUUACUCAAAGAUGGUCUUCUUUUACCGUUUAUUGCAACUACUGUAAUCUAUACAUCCUUCUAUAGCAUUUGUUUGAAGUUAUCGCAGCCCAAUUCUGGGUAUUUCUCAAUUUUCAAUGCUAACAAAGUGAAUAAGAUUGUGUAUCCAAAUAAGAAGGAUUCAUCCCACAUGUUAACCUUUUUGAGUCUUAUUUUUGUAAUAUCUGUGGUUGGUAUGGUGUUGUUAACUGUGGGUACAGUGUUUGUGAAGCCUCCUCCGCACUUGCCUUACCUGUUUCCUCUACUUAUCUCUGCAUAUUCCUGUGUACAUUUCCUUUUCUUUUUCUUCUAUUUCUAUUAUCAACAAUUUUCUCUGCCAAUGUGCUUGCCCUGUGUCAGCCAAAAAUUAAAAAGAAAAUAAACUUACAAUACAGGACUGCCUAACAUAAGAAUUUUAACCAUUUGAACUACCUACUUAGUUAAUUUAAGACUUUUUAUAUUCGAUAUUUUCAUACAGUUAGUGUUGCAUGGUGUUUGGUGAUUCUAAUGAUGAACUUUGUUUUAUGUAAAAGCGUAUUUGUGUACUAAAACAGCAAAUGUUUGAAAUUUUAAAAAUGUCAUUCCAAUAAAUGUUUUAAUCGACUUGUAGAUUGCUCAAAUGGGUUUUCUUUUACCUCACCUUUAGAAAAAAAUUAAGUUUAACAAACCUACUAACAUGAGGUCAAAGCAAAGUUAGAAAAACAAACAGAUAAGGCCAGCAAUUUGUUUUAAGGGCCAUUAGAUAACCUUAGUAGGUAUCUACUAAUUGGAACCAUUGGCCAAGGUGUGUGGCUUUCCAAUCAUGGCUGACCUACAACGCAGCCUGACGUCAUAGUACUGCAAAUAUACGCCGAUUGGCCACCAAAUAGAGGAUCUCGAUACAAUCGCUCACAGAUUGUGAACAAAAAAAUGGGCUUGGUAAAACCAAUAGCCGUUAUUGGAAAAAUAUUAAAAAAAACGAUAUUUAUCGCUUCAGAAACUUAGUAAAUUAUUAUUAUUAUGCCACAGGAUUGUCCUUAUUCCAUCAUACAAAUCGUGCUCUAUUAUCGCUCAGAGAACGUCAACAUACUUCCCAGUACAAUAAUAAAUUCAAAAUAUUUUCAGGAGUGAAGCUUUUGUAAUGUUCUAUCUGUGUUUCGUGACAAUGUUGUUAACCGAAGUUCCAUGAAACAUUAUCGACCCGUAACUCAUAACCAAACUCGUCGCUCGAUUUGUCUGCAGGAAGCACGUCAUUCCGUAGAUUAGGAUGUCGGUUAUCUCUGCUUAAUAUCUACGGUAGCACAUCGAUUACAAUAACUAUUUUGCUAUCAGUAAGCAAUCUAGGUGUAAUCUGUGCGCACGCUACGAGGUUU
Spodoptera litura is the source of this 2694-nucleotide messenger RNA. It is a transcript of the gene gny, whose product is annotated as ALG6 alpha-1,3-glucosyltransferase garnysstan. Gene Ontology annotation, cellular component: endoplasmic reticulum membrane. Gene Ontology annotation, molecular function: dolichyl pyrophosphate Man9GlcNAc2 alpha-1,3-glucosyltransferase activity. Gene Ontology annotation, biological process: dolichol-linked oligosaccharide biosynthetic process; protein N-linked glycosylation. The record is from RefSeq and is a predicted model, not a curated record. NCBI's taxonomy places the organism in Eukaryota, Metazoa, Arthropoda, Insecta, Lepidoptera, Noctuidae.